AUGGGUAGAAGAUGCUCGCACUGUGGAAACGUAGGACAUAACUCAAGAACCUGUUCUUCUUACAGAACAGGAGUUAUUAGGCUCUUUGGUGUUCAUGUAGACACCACAAGCUCUUCUCCAUCACCACCUCCUCCCCCUCCUCCUCCACCGUCAAAUUUUGCCGCCGCGAUGAAGAAAAGUUUUAGCAUGGAUUGCUUUCCGGCAUGUUCCUCCUCCUCUUCUUCCUUCGCUGGUUAUCUCUCUGACGGUCUCGCUCACAAAACACCCGACCGCAAAAAAGGGGUUCCAUGGACAGAGGAAGAGCACCGAAUGUUUCUAAUUGGAUUAGAGCAGCUUGGAAAAGGAGAUUGGAGAGGAAUAUCUCGAAACUUCGUCGUCACGAAAUCGCCGACACAAGUUUCGGCCAGCAACUUUGAAGAAACCAGUACUAUUCCAUGUAAUGAUCAUAAUGGGUCGACCAAAGAGGUUGUUUGGAAACAAGGAUUAGUCAAUACUCGUCUAGGAUAUCCAGAUCCAGUAAUACCCGGGUCGGGCAAUUCCGGUGGAAUCGAUCUUGAGCUGAAGCUUGCGUCACUUCAAUCUUCGGAAUCAAAUUGUAUUAGACCUAUCAGCGUUACGUGA
This is a messenger RNA of Thlaspi arvense, 621 nucleotides long. The record is from the annotation of a GenBank genome assembly. NCBI's taxonomy places the organism in Eukaryota, Viridiplantae, Streptophyta, Magnoliopsida, Brassicales, Brassicaceae.